AUGAGUUUCAACAACAAAGUGGUCGUUGUGACUGGAUCGAGUUCCGGAAUCGGGGCUGCCACGGCCGUAGCCUUCGCUAAGGAGGGAGCCAGCGUCACCAUCGUAGGCAGAAACGAGACCAAGCUGUCUGCUGUGGCUGCCCAAUGCGCAGCCGACGGCAAUGAACCACUAGUCUUAAAAGCCGAUGUUUCCAAAGACGAAGACUGCAAACGCAUCAUCCAAUCUACGAUCGAAAAGUUUGGCAAGAUCGACGUUCUCGUAAACAACGCUGGCAUUGCUAAGUUCGGGUCAUUGACCGACGGCACGCUCAUGAAAACUUACGACGAAGUCAUGAACACAAAUCUACGCGCGGCCGUGGUUCUGACCAGUUUAGCUACGCCGCAUUUAAUAGCUACGAAAGGGAACAUUGUAAACAUAUCAGCGAUAGGCGGUACUUUUGCUCCUAAGCCACCAUUUCUCACUUACUGCGUUACAAAAGCUGCACUGAAUCAUUUUACGAAAGGCGCCGCUUUGGAACUGGCGCCGUCUGGAGUCAGGGUGAACGUUAUAAGCCCUGGGCCUGUGAGAACUGAUAUAAUUGAGAACGCCGGCUUUCCCACCAACUGGGAUGCGUUUGCGGCACAGACUGCUCUCGGCCGAGUCUCAGAGCCGGAGGAGAUUGCGGAGCUCGUCAUGUUUUUGGCGAGCGAUAAAGCAAAGGCUAUUACCGGCUCGAAUUAUGUAACAGAUAACGGAAUGAUGUUGAAGAGAUAA
Molecule: messenger RNA, 753 nt
Organism: Chilo suppressalis (striped riceborer)
Lineage: Eukaryota; Metazoa; Arthropoda; Insecta; Lepidoptera; Crambidae
Source: the annotation of a GenBank genome assembly